This is a messenger RNA of Xenopus laevis (African clawed frog), 3028 nucleotides long. It is a transcript of the gene gja10.S, whose product is annotated as gap junction alpha-10 protein. The record is from RefSeq and is a predicted model, not a curated record. The transcript is spliced from 2 exons. NCBI's taxonomy places the organism in Eukaryota, Metazoa, Chordata, Amphibia, Anura, Pipidae. Bases 458 to 2143 code for a protein of 561 amino acids.
AAGCACAAAAUCGGACAUGUCCCAUUGAUUUCUUCUUAUUCAGAAAGCCAACAAAAGCUCCCAGCAAGCCCAGUCAGAAUACAUGACAUUUAAUUCACCGAUUGUCAGGAUAAAGGACUUCAUAGGAAAAAUCUAAUUCUGGAUGAGGUAGAGUAAGGUAAAAUAUAAUUACCCAGGAGCAAGCAGAAGAAGGAUGGUUUAAAUUUAUUUUGGUAGAGUUAAUCCACCCACAGGAUUAGACACAUUAGUUGCCCGGAUGCAUUAGUUUGUAUUGUAUUAUUAUAUUGUGGUUCAUCAGUGCCAGUUCCACACAACUAUGAAUUACUUUUUACAAGCUGUUUUUGUACCCGGGACCUGGAUUUAUUUGACAGACUAUCUGAAUGAGCCUCAUUAUAUAUCAGACAUGUGCCACUGACACUGUCCCCUGUCUACAUCUGCACGACAUGACAGUGUGAAUAUGGGGGACUGGAAUUUGCUGGGAAGCAUACUGGAAGAGGUACACAUCCAUUCCACCAUUGUGGGAAAGAUCUGGCUGACGAUUCUCUUUGUAUUCCGAAUGCUUGUCCUUGGAGUGGCUGCUGAAGAUGUCUGGGAUGAUGAACAAGAUGAAUUUAUUUGUAAUACUGAGCAACCAGGCUGCAGGAAUGUUUGUUAUGAUCAAGCUUUCCCCAUCUCACUUAUCAGGUACUGGGUAUUGCAAAUAAUAUUUGUCUCUUCUCCGUCCCUUGUUUACAUGGGCCAUGCGCUGUACAGACUGAGGGCUCUGGAAAAGGAGCGGCAAAGGAAGAAAGCCCAACUUAGAGCAGAGCUCGAGGAACUUGAUACAGUUAUUGAUGAGCACAGGAAACUGGAGCGGGAACUUCGGAAAUUAGAGGAACAAAGGAAAGUGAACAAGGCUCCAUUGAGGGGAUCCUUAUUACGCACAUAUGUGCUGCAUAUACUGACAAGGUCAUUAGUGGAAGUUGGCUUUAUGAUAGGGCAGUACCUGCUGUAUGGAUUUGAUCUUGAUCCCUUGUAUAAAUGCGCACGGUUCCCUUGCCCUAAUAUAGUGGACUGCUUUGUCUCAAGACCCACAGAAAAGACUAUUUUUAUGGUGUUUAUGAACAGUAUAGCAGCAGCGUCAUUGUUCCUGAAUGUUUUAGAAAUCCUCCAUUUAGGCAUCAGAAAAAUAAAGCAGGGGCUUUAUGGUAAACGCAAUGCGGAGACAGCGGAGGAUGAAAUAAGCAGCUCCAAGAAGAACUCUGUUCAACAUGUUUGUAUCAUGAGCAAUUCCUCUCCAAGUAAGAUCAUCCCCUUGUCUUCCAGUGGCUACAAACUGCUGCCCGAUCAACAAAUGGAUCCAGCAGGACUGCCAGCUUACCUGCCCCCAUCCCAGGACUUUAAAGAGGGGCAAAUAAUGAGUGACCAAAAUCAUUAUGUCAAAGUUCUUGCCCCUGACAAGCACAGGAAAACUGCAGACCAUACUAACACUGAGCAGCAGCAGCAGGGCAACCAUUGCAAGCCAAUCCCCCACUCUGCAGAGCCCCACAGGAUUCCUAAUCACACUGACCAGUACCAUGGGCACAUGGCACAUAGACUAUCCACAGUUCAGCCUACUCCUGCCCUCCAGAAGCGCAAUCUAUCCUCCAGCAGUGAAGAUUCCCAAAAAAAAUCUAAACACAACAAUAGUUUGGGUUCCAAAAGCUGCCUCAAAAGCCAGCAUUCCCUAGAUCAGCCCAGACACAGUGCUGUGCACCCACUAAGGUCAUGUCUGCACUCCAGCCACAUGGAGCUGCGCUCUGCACUGCGCAAGUAUAGCCGGGUUGGCAGCUGCAAGGACUUUGCGGAGGAUCGCAGUGAUUCUGCUGACAGUGGACAUAGAAAAGUGAGUUCUACAUCCAGGGGAUUAUCCGAGAGCAGACUGAUCAGUGAUACGGAGAGUUUGGACUCUAGAAAUGGCUCUGGCUCUGAAUCUAGAAGGAGAAACGAUAGUCCAAGCAGCACCCCACCUCCACCAUCUGGUCGCAGGAUCUCAGUGGCAAGUAAAGCAGCCAGCCCUGGGCUAAUACUGGCCAAUGGUUCUUACUCCCAGUCUAGGCAUCCUAAUUAUCAUUAUUACAUAUUACAAAAAGUUAACAAAAAUCCCUUUAUAAAAAGGUUAUAGAAUUGAAAGCAUCACGUUGAUGCAAUUGAAUGAGUUCCUAGGCCUAUGGCACAACAGAUUUCAGAAUUUUUUGACAGGGAAAACAUCCAUAUUGCUGUUUCCUCUGUGGUAUGAUGUAAAAUGAAAUACCAGUCUCUUGAAACUGGUGCUUUUCAACAGGUAAAACACCUGAAACACAUCACAUGUCCUACCCAGUCCUGUUACUACCAUUCCCAAGUAUGGGAAACAUUCUAUCAUAGCAAAUACCAGUGGUGACAAGUAUGAGAGGUUUCUGAGUAGAGUCUACCUGUCAUUGCAUGUGCCUUCCAUAAGCAUAGCACUUGCCCUACUAUUCUAUGAGAGGCAGUAACAUGCAAUUUUGGGAUUGGCAUUUUGACUGUGCUGUUUGCUAGAGCACCCUGGUGGCCAAUAAGAUUCAAACAAGAUACUACUUACAAUUUAAUGCAUUGUGACAAUAGACAGUGGUAUGUAGUUUAUAUAGUAUAGAGGUAUUAUUAUGGCACUAUUAAUGAACUCAUAAAAGCAUACUCUUAGGUGGUAAUUUAUCAAUGUUCAAAAUCAAUUUUUUUUUCCAUGAAGUGACAUUUUUUCCAUUAUGCUUUCAAAAACUUGUAUGGACAAUAUUAAGGCCAAAAAAUCUGUUUAAGCUUGACCAUUUUUUUACUUGAAUUUUUAAUUUCAAGUUUAUUCGAAGUAGAAAAAAACCUCUAACACUGUACAAAUUUGAAUUCUGAUAAAAAGGCCUUUUAAUGCCCCCCAGAAUAAAUUACACCCACAGAUUUCCCCAAAUUGCACUUGCUACCUGUACAUCAUGCUACACACAGAGAAUUUAUCUCAAUAUUUUCGGGGAAAAACUCAGACCAAAUCUGCACGGGUUUUUUUUAG